AUUCAUAAUUUUUUUUUCUCCACAGAACACAUCACAGUGAUCUCAUCCCUCCCGGCUUCCAGCUUGUGGUCUAAAGAAGGCUCCUAUACUAUUUACUGCAUUAGACUGGAAAGCAAAUAUUCCCAAAUAUAAUACCAAACUCCAUCACAUGGAGGAACACGGGUCAGGACUCUAAACAGGAAUACUAAAUACAGAGCAUGGGUGCAAGCAAGACUCACAGUGUGAACACAGACUAAGAAUCCUCAUGUUGGUAUAACAGGUUUCGGAUGAAAUAAGAUCCGGAUGAAGCCUCCUGUAUACUCCUGUAUACUCCUGUAUAGAGGAGACUCUUCACAUCUGACUGCGGACUCUUCUAGCAGCUGCUGGUGAGUGAUACAUUGUAUCCAUUUCUCCUAUAGACAGUUACAUAUCAGUCAUGUGACUAGUUGUAGAUUCUUAAUACUCAAUGAUCGGGAUUUUAUUGUCUUUAAUGCUAAAAUCUCAUCUAUGAAUUUCCCCAUAUAACUCUGUUUAUACCGGGGACACGGAGCUCUGUAUUGGGAAACCAUUCAGCUGCCUCCAAUAGAUAGAAAAACUAAUAAUAUAAAGUUACAUAAAAGAUGCAAAAGGAUCUCAACCCCUUUAAGGUUAAAAUAAACCUUUCCAUUAUUGCCUUAUUACAUCCUGACAGCCAUAACCUUGUGAUAUUAUUCUGGUUUCUCUGUAUAAGAUUUUGUUCUUAAAGGGGUUCUCCACCAUAAGGUGAUUUUAGUACGUACCUGGCAGACAGUGUUGGACAUGCUUAGGAAGGAUCUGCGCUUGUCUUGGGGCUAAAUGGCUAUGCUGUGAGAUUACCAUAACACACUGGAUAGCUUUUUGUGAACUGGUAUUUCCUGUUUGAGUUUUCAUCUUUUCCUACAAAUCCCAUAAUUCCAUUUUCCUCCCUCCCACACAUCAGCCACCCCAACCAUUGAAACAUAAAUGAGCUGCAUCCAUUCAAAAGACCUGUGGUUUUCAAUCAGGGUGCCUACAGCUGUUGCAUUAUUUGCAGAUUGAUCCCGCCACCCAUUGAAGCAGACAGGCUCCCUGUCAUCAGCUGACUAGUGAUGUCAGGUCUCGGCCGCAUUGCAACCUGGGAAAAAUCUGAGACAACAGUAAUUUUGUAUGCUGGUAAAAAUAAAUAUUGGGAUAAAAAUCCCAUAAGAAUUGUGAGGAAACUGUCACACACAGGUACAGACACUAUAUUAUGAACCACACAAAUUUUGCAGCCCCUGUAGCAUAGUCAAAUAAAACAAAUUCCUGGAAUAUCCCUUUAAGACAUGCAGGUUCUGUAGACUUUGCUAUAGGCUCCAUAUACUUGUAUAAUGUUUAAAGGGGUAUUCCAGGAAAAAAUUUUUAUUUUUAUUUCAACUGGCUUCAGAAAGUUAACCAGAUUUGUAAAUUACUUCUAUAAAAAAAAUCUUAAUCCUUCCAGUAGUUAUCAGCUGCUGAAGUUGAGUUGUUCUUCUAUGUCUGACCACAGUGCUCUCUGCUGACACCUCUGUCUGUCUCAAGAACGGUCCAGAGCAGAAGUGGUUUCUUAUGGGGAUUGGCUCCUACUCUGGACAGUUCCUGACAUGGACAGAGGUGUCAGCAGAGAGCUUAUUAUUUUGCCAUAGUGAUAAUAUAAUAGACACAGGCUACAGGGGGCACAUACUUAUGAUGAAAUAACUUGUUUCUUUCAGAAAAAUGAAGCUUUUUAUCUUAUUCUAUCUGAGCCAUUCUCUGCUCUGUACACCUGUGUAUGGUGACCACGACGGACAACAAGAUGACGACCGCGACCACCAGGAUACUGAGGCAAAGACUAUAGACCAGAUCGCUCAAGAUAGUGUCAGGAUCUCCGACCAGCUCUUCGCCCACCUGACUGCUGCUCACCCCAAUAAAAAUAUACUGUUCUCCCCAUUGGCCAUUUCAGAUGCACUUUCUUUUCUCUUUCGUAAUGACAAAUCUAAGACCCUCCAGGUGGGUGAUGGACUCAGUUUCCAAAACCCUUCGGCGUCAGAAGAAACUAACAACGAGGGCGACCAGGAGCUUCUAAACAUCGUAAACCAACCUGAUAGUGACCCUAAAGUGGACGUCACCAACAAUCUCUUUAUUGAUAACAAUGUAAAACCACUCGAUUUCCAAAAUAUAGAAGAAGCUGCAAAACUGGAGAAAUCCAACGGGAAAAUGGAAGAUUCCUUGAACAAUCUUGAUCCACAGACAGUUCCAGUUCUUGUAAAUACGAUUUCCUUCAAAUGGUCCUGGGAACGUCCCCUCAAUGUAAACAAUACCCAAGAAGAAGAUUUCCAUGUGGAUAAGAAGAUGAUGGUGAAGGUCCCGAUGAUGAGUAGAGAUGGAGUCUACCCUGUGGCCUACUUACCUGAGAUCGGAUGUACGGUGCUGGAGGUCCCCUACAAAGGCAAUGUCUCCGCCAUCUUUAUUCUACCAGAUGAAGGAAAAAUGAAAGAUGUCGAAAAAGCUUUUAACAUUGGAGAACUAAAGGCCUGGACCAAACGAAUGAGACCAAUGUAAGGAAGGAGUAAGAGACUAUAUCAAUAACAUUACUGAUCCUGUACUGAUCCUGAGUUAUAUCCUGUGUUAUACUCUAGAGCUGCACUCACUAUUCUGCUGGAGGGGUCACUAUGUACAUACAUUACAUUACUUAUCCUGUACUGAUCCUGAGUUAUAUCCUGUAUUAUACUCCAGAGCUGUACUCACUAUUCUGCUGGUGAGGUCACUGUGUACAUACAUUACAUUACUUAUCCUGUACUGAUCCUGAGUUAUAUCCUGUAUUAUACCCCAGAGCUGUACUCACUAUUCUGCUGGUGAGGUCACUGUGUACAUACAUUACAUUACUUAUCCUGUACUGAUCCUGAGUUAUAUCCUGUAUUAUACACCAGAGCUUUACUCACUAUUCUGCUGGUGAGGUCACUGUGUACAUACAUUACAUUACUUAUCCUGUACUGAUCCUGAGUUAUAUCCUGUAUUAUACUCCAGAGCUGUACUCACUAUUCUGCUGGUGAGGUCACUGUGUACAUACAUUACAUUACUUAUCCUGUACUGAUCCUGAGUUAUAUCCUGUAUUAUACUCCAGAGCUGUACUCACUAUUCUGCUGGUGAGAUCACUGUGUACAUACAUUACAUUACUUAUCCUGUACUGAUCCUGAGUUAUAUCCUGUAUUACACCCCAGAGCUGUACUCACUAUUCUGCUGGUGAGAUCACUGUGUACAUACAUUACUUAUCCUGUACUGAUCCUGAGUUAUAUUCUGUAUUAUACCCCAGAGCUGUACUCACUAUUCUGCUGGUGAGGUCACUGUGUACAUACAUUACAUUACUUAUCCUGUACUGAUCCUGAGUUAUAUCCUGUAUUAUACUCCAGAGCUGUACUCACUAUUC
Hyla sarda is the source of this 3397-nucleotide messenger RNA. Its product is annotated as serpin A12-like. Gene Ontology annotation, molecular function: serine-type endopeptidase inhibitor activity. The transcript has 3 exons. The record is from RefSeq and is a predicted model, not a curated record. Gene Ontology annotation, biological process: negative regulation of endopeptidase activity. NCBI's taxonomy places the organism in Eukaryota, Metazoa, Chordata, Amphibia, Anura, Hylidae. The coding region runs from base 1708 to 2532 and encodes 274 amino acids.